Giardia duodenalis is the source of this 1932-nucleotide messenger RNA. Its product is annotated as putative Amino acid permease. Gene Ontology annotation, biological process: transmembrane transport. Bases 1 to 1932 code for a protein of 643 amino acids. NCBI's taxonomy places the organism in Eukaryota, Fornicata, Diplomonadida, Hexamitidae. Gene Ontology annotation, cellular component: membrane. The transcript has a single exon. The record is from RefSeq and is a predicted model, not a curated record. Gene Ontology annotation, molecular function: transmembrane transporter activity.
AUGACAGACCUCGUCAACCAGCUGACCGUCCUCACCCCCGGCGCCGGUGCGUCGAAGCAGACGAGCGCAGGCCCUCGAGAGGUUGUCAAAAGGGUCGGGAUGCUUGAGCUCAUCGUCGUCGGCUUCUUCAUGGUCUCCGCAGGCCCCUUCGGCAUCGAGGAGGCAAUAAGCGCCGGGGGGCCACUUGCUACAAUCAUUUCUAUAAUCGUUGCACCACUGUUCAUCUCCAUCCCACUUGCACUGAUGUCUGCCGAGCUUUCAACCCUGUUUCCUUGUUGCGGAAGUCCUAUUGAUUGGACAGCCGACAUGGGCCACUUCGUCUCGUCGUGUAAUGGCUACUGCCGCCUUUUGUUCACCAUCCUUGACAAUCCGCUUUACGCUGCCAGCGUCACUGACUACUUGACAUCUCUCCUUGGACUGCCAAACAAAGUAUGGAUACGGCUGAUAUCCUCCUUUGUAGUCUACGCAAUCGUCACCACUCUCAACUGCUUCGGAAUAGAAAUCGUUAACUGGUUUUCCAUCUUAUUGUCCGUAGUCAUUAUCCUCCCCUUCUUCAUCUUCUUCGGGGCUGCUGCCCCCCAGUUCACUACAGAAAGGAUCUUCGCCACCAGGCCAAUUAAUGAAAUAGACUGGGUCGGCCUCGUUUCUACGUCGGUCUGGCUUUACUCUGGAUACGACUGCAUGGGAUCUCUUGCGAAUGACGUCAGAAACCCCCGGAAGGUGUAUCCUAUCGGGCUGCUCAUAACGGUGUUGAUCGUUACCCUCGUUUAUCUCUUUCCAACUAUAGCAGGAUUGUCUCUAGACAUGGACAGUGACACAUGGAUGAACGGGGCGUUUGUUGAAGCCGCCAAGCGCCUGUCAAUUGAUAGAGGGCGAUGGUUGAGUACAUGGAUUGGCGUCGGCGGUGCCGUAUCCAAUGUGGCAAUCCUUAACGUAGACCACUUCUGCUCUGCUAUGGAGAUCUAUGCGAUGGCUGAGAACAAUAUGCUUAUAGGAAAGAAGUAUCUAAUGAAGCAAUACAUUACGAAGAAGGGGGAGCCAAUCCCCCGUAUAGCUAUAAUCGUCCUUGCCAUACUUUGCUUCCCCUUAGGCAUGCUGGAUUUUUCUGUUCUCAUCGAUGUCAACGGGCUCAUGACCGCAUUCUCUCUUUUCUUUCAGACUGUCGGGUUCCUCUAUGCACGCUAUGGGCGCAACGGAAUUAUCAAGCGAAUGCAGCGGGCACCAACGAUCAACCAGUAUACGACUCGCGAGACGAUUGAGGCCAUUGCAUCUGCCGCUCGUGCCGAUACAGCAAAGACCGGUAUUUCAGAUAUCUUGCGCGGCGAGGAGCGUAGUCUCAACGGGCCACCGUUCCCAGUUCCUGAUGUGCCGCCGAAUACAGCAGGCUCUCCAGGACAGCCCCGCUCUGCUGCAGAUGUGGAGACCGUUACCAGCGGCCCCGCCACCGCCGUCCAAGAUAUACUGGAUGAAACCGCUCGUGAGAUGAACAACGCCUCCAAAGACGCCAAUCUUCCAUGGGUGGUCAACCAUCCCAAGCUCCUGCAUGCCAGUGCCGACAACGACUUAUACCGCAUCCCAUGUGGAAUUCUGGGGGUGUUAUUGGUAACGGUGCCUGCAUUCCUUGUCUGCAUAUUCAUCGCAAUAAUCUCCGGAUGGAAAGCUUUCCUGUUUACGAUUGUCUUUGUAGCUAUAUGCUUUGCAAUCAAUAUAAGCGCUAAUGCCAUUGCUCGGUGUAUAGAGCGUAGGAAAGCUAAGCAGGCGCAGGGCAAGGAGCUGGCGUCUUCGUCCCUUCAAUUGACCCAGGCACACACUAGGGCCUCAGCUGCUCCAGAGGACGAGGACGAGAGACGCGGAUUUAGCCACGCUCCCGAUCUUGGUGAAAGGUCUGUUCCCCUUAGUAACAUAUCUCUUUCUGUCACCUCGCUGCGAUGA